Coturnix japonica (Japanese quail) is the source of this 434-nucleotide messenger RNA. The record is from RefSeq and is a predicted model, not a curated record. Lineage: Eukaryota; Metazoa; Chordata; Aves; Galliformes; Phasianidae.
CGCCCCCCCCCCUUUUUGCCCCCCUCUUUUGCCCCAUAGGGGAGUGUGUGAUCGCGCUGAAGUCCAUGAUCGGCAGCACGGCGCAGCAGUUCCUCACGUACCUGUCGCAUCGCGGCGAGGAGACGGGCAACAUCCGCGGCUCCAUGAAGGUGCGAGUCCCUGCAGAGCGACUGGGCACCCGCGAGAGGCUCUAUGAGUGGAUCAGUGUCGAUAAGGACGAGGCUGCAGCUGGCAAAGGCAGAGCAGCGCUGAGCAGCAGAGCAACGCAGGAGUGUGCAAAGUCCAUGGUCCGGAAGCCCCCCGGGGUCGAUCCUCCCCCCCCCUCCCCAUCGAAACCCCCCGAGGACCCUGAGAAAUGCAGCACAGCUCCCACCCCCCGACCAACCCCCCCCCACCGCGGCACCAACAGGGACGAGGCCCCUCCCAGCCGGUGA